Molecule: messenger RNA, 513 nt
Organism: Gongylonema pulchrum
Lineage: Eukaryota; Metazoa; Nematoda; Chromadorea; Rhabditida; Gongylonematidae
Source: the annotation of a GenBank genome assembly
CUGCUUUGCACAUUUAAAGAUGAAUGCAGAAGUCCUUUUUUCCAGUCGUACUGCAUAAGUGGUUAUUUGUUUGAUGAAGAUGUCGGGCGCUGUGUUCCAGCUGAGGAGUGUGGAAUAAUUGGCGAAGCUGUAGCCGGUUCCAAGUCGCUAGAACAGGGAAUAUGUGAUGGCGUAGAGGAUGGCGUCGCGAAGAGUCGGGCGAGCGUCUGUGUAUCCCGAACCCAAAAUCCUGAAUGCGUCGGACACCCUGCAUUACUGACAGAUGCAAUUAGACCAGCUGAUAUUGGAAGAACUUUUUGCCUCGAUCGGCCAGAUGGUUUGUAUCGGCAUCCUGAAGAUUGCACAAGGAUCUUUCAGUGCUUUGGAGAAGAAGUUUUUGAGCAUCUACCAUGUACUGAUGGCCUUGUUUUCAACGAAGUAUCCGGAGGCUGUGAUUAUCGGAGUAACGUACCAGAAUGUGCCGAUAACCCAGUUGCAAAGGCGAAAGGUAAAAUGAAUUACUUGUUGCUAGAG